Molecule: messenger RNA, 1018 nt
Organism: Porites evermanni
Lineage: Eukaryota; Metazoa; Cnidaria; Anthozoa; Scleractinia; Poritidae
Source: the annotation of a GenBank genome assembly
AUGAAAACUUUGGCAGUCAUUAAGCAGAUUAGCAUUAAACUGCAAAAGAAGUCCAAUGACAUCGUGAAGGCAUACUGUAUGAUGUCAGAGACCAAGAAAGAGUUGAACGAAAAGAGAGACGAGGCUGAAGCUGUGUUCAAAAGAUGGUACUCUAAUGCUGUCGAGCUCAGUUCAGAACAGUCUCAAGACAGCAGCACCGGGCAAAUGCACCCCAUGACACUCCUGAGGAAUAAUACCAUCGCAAUCUGUUUGUUCCUUUUCUUGACCAUAUUACACAAGAGAUGUCUUCAAGGUAAUAUGUUUUAAUCAGGUCUUCAGAACAUUUUAGAUAUGUUGUUUGCAAAAUAAGACGACCUUCAGGACGGGUUCCCCUUUAAAGUGAUCAGAUUACAUAGCUGUUCCCUUACUCUUCUCCAGUUAUAACAGUCACACUACACAAAGUACAACAGAGUACAAAUACGCGAAUUCUGAUCAGUGGUUAUAUUUUGAAUUGUUCUAGAUUUGGUAAUACUCAGAAGACUGCUGUGCAGUUACUUGGUCUAGUUCCAAGCAUCACCAUGUCAUGCACAGAUGCAAACAUUGAUGUGGUUUCAGAGAUGUACAGCUCAGAACUGCCAAACCCUCAAACUCUGGAUGCUGAGUACCAUCGAUGGACGAGAAAGUGGGAGUCAGAGAGAAGCCAACUAGACGCUCUUCAACCUGCAUUAGAGGUACAGAACUUAAUGUUUUUGUUUUUUAAUGUUCGCCUUUCAAAUUAAACUGAACUAUUUCUUUUUUGUUAUCUUAGACCUGUGAUGCAGACAUUUUCCCCAACAUCCACUGUUUGCUGCGCAUUGCAUGCACUAUUCCAGUGACUUCAGCUGACAACGAGCCUGCAAACAGUACCUUAAAGCUGCUUAAAGGCUACCUGCGGACCACCAUGACGACAGAAAGAUUGUCUGGCUUGGCGCUCAUGAAUAUUCACCACAAGAAACCCGUGAAUCAGAAAGAAUCAGACUUCCCUGAAGGAAAGCCUUAA